This is a messenger RNA of Debaryomyces hansenii CBS767, 2628 nucleotides long. RefSeq names its product tRNase Z. Lineage: Eukaryota; Fungi; Ascomycota; Pichiomycetes; Serinales; Debaryomycetaceae. Gene Ontology annotation, molecular function: 3'-tRNA processing endoribonuclease activity. The record is from RefSeq and is a predicted model, not a curated record. The coding region runs from base 1 to 2628 and encodes 875 amino acids. Gene Ontology annotation, biological process: mitochondrial tRNA 3'-end processing. The transcript has a single exon. Gene Ontology annotation, cellular component: mitochondrion.
AUGUUCACAGUUACAACUAUAUCGCACAAGACCAGCGAUUCCCGCCAUCCCUUGGUUAUGUUGACCAAUCGUGAAGGAUAUAGAUAUCUUUUUGGGAAGAUACCAGAGGGAUCGCAAAGAAUAUUGAAUGAGAAUAGAUUUAGAUUAGGUAAAUUGAAAAGCAUAUUCCUAAGCGGAACUAUAUCUUCAUGGUCAGAAAUAGGAGGCCUACCAGGUUUGUUCUUGACUAUUAGUGAUUCUACAAAGAAAAGUAUUGAUAUUUUCACGAAUUCAGGUAAGAUCACGUCUUUCAUCGUUGCAACCUGGAGGUAUUUUGUUUUCAGGAAAGGUGUUGAAUUGAAAAUCAAUGAUAGCAAUGAACAUGAUAUUAUUGCUGAUAGUAAUUUAAUUGUCAAGCCAAUUAAAAUUGAAAGCAAUAAAACCACUAGCAUAAAUGAAGAUGUAUCAAAUAGGUUACAUCAGCAACUUAAAAAGCUCAUUUCAUUGAUGUUCCCAAUGGAUACAACUAAAGUGAACGAUCCUGAUCCAACUUCAUAUAAAUCUGACCCUAGUGAGACUGAAAUUCAAACUCAUGUUAAACUUCCAAAUCCGUUUAAUCUUCUUCCAACUUAUCAACAGCCUUCCUUAAACUAUCUUGUUAGAUUCCUCCCAAUAAGAGGGAAAUUUGAUCCAAUAAAAGCAAAAAGUUUAGGAAUUAAACCAGGAAUCGAUUUCCGUAAGCUUACUCAAGGUCAUUCGAUAGUUAAUGAACAAGGGGAGACUGUCCAUCCACAUCAGGUCAUCGAAGAAUCAAAGCUGUUUCUGAAACUAUUAAUAGUUGAUAUCCCGAAUGCAUCUUAUUUAUCAAAUACACUUAACUGUGAAGAAUGGUUUAGAAGUAAUGAAAAUAUUGGUGAAGAAGAUAUUGGUAUUGUCUAUCAUUUUUUAGGUGAUGAUAUUGACUUUAAUCAGCCAGAAUAUUUGGACUUUAUUAAAAAGUUCCCAGAUAAUUGUAAGCAUGUUAUAAGUCACUCAAAAUUAUCCGACGAUACAUUGAUCUUCAAAACUUCAGCUAUCAAUGUAUUAAAAUUAAAGUGUUUACAGAAAGACCAUUUCAAUUUGCCGUAUAUUGAAUCCUAUAAUCCUUUGCAGAGUGAUUCUGCAGAUUCGAUUCAUAAACUUCAACAAUUACAACAAUUCCAUAUCGAAACUUCAUCUAUUAAAUCGGAUGAUUCUUUAAUUUCUGAGGAUACCUGGUCAUCAUUGUAUGAUUCAAAUAUUUUACCAUUGGAUAUAAAGAAUAUCAAUAAAACGGACAUUUUGGAAAGUGAGCCAAUAUCAUUAGCCCAAAUACCAGGCUCAAUGAAAGACCAAGUACAAGUUGUCACCUUAGGUACUGGUUCAGCAUUACCAUCUAUUCAUCGUAACGUUAUCUCAACGUUGGUGAGAAUACCAUAUAUUGACAAUAACACAGUUAAAUUUAGAACUAUAAUGUUAGAUGGGGGGGAGAAUACUUUAGGAACUAUGAUGAGAAAUUUUGGCCAUAACAACAAAGAGCAAUUAAUCAAAAUUUUCGAAGAGUUAAGUCUAAUACAUCUAAGUCAUCUACACGCUGAUCAUCAUUUAGGAAUUAUCUCGAUAAUUAAUAAAUGGUUUGAAAUUAAUAUUGAUAGCGAAAAAAAGCUCUACUUGGUUAUACCAUGGCAAUAUAAUAACUUCAUGAAAGAAUGGUAUUCCUUGGAAGAACAAAUUUAUGACAAAAUCGACUUGAAUAGAAUUGUUUACUUGAGUUGUGAAGAUUUCAUAAAAGAUAGACAACCACAGUUUCAACAAGUUGAUAUUGAUGAAUUUGAGAGAAAGUACGAUAAUGAUGAAUUCAACCAAGUUAUACCCAGAGAAAAGUUGGCACCUAAGAAUCACGUAUUAAUCAAUGAUUUGUAUAAAAACUUAGGAAUAAACUCUAUUCAAACUGUGAGAGCGAUUCAUUGUUAUUGGUCGUAUUCUAUUAGUAUUGAUUUUGCAUUGCCAUCUGAGGAAUCUUUUAAAGUAUCCUACUCCGGCGAUACAAGACCAAAUCCAAAGUUUGUUGACAUAGGUUAUGGGAGUGAUUUGUUGAUACAUGAAUCUUCCUUAGAUCAUGAAUUAAUUGAAGAAGCUAUCUCCAAAAAACAUUCAACGAUGAUAGAAGCAAUUACGGUAUCGAAAUUAAUGAAUUGUGCUAAAGUAAUAUUAACCCAUUUUAGCACGAGAUAUUCGAAUAAAGCAAACAUGCUUAUCGAGAAUAAUGAGCUAAUUAAGCUUUCUACUAAUUUGAGAGAUUAUUUAGUUAGAUACGGAUCUACAUCAAAUAUUUUUGUUCCCGAAAGGUCAAACAAAAGACCCAUAAAAGAGUUUGAAGAUUUACAAAUUUGUUUUGCAUUCGAUAUGAUGAAUGUAAGGUUCAAUAACUUGCAUUUGCAAAAAGAUAAAUAUAAAGAGAUCUUGGAGAUUUUCCAGACCGAUGAUGAUUUAAAUGAAGAUUUGAAUGACAAAAGAGAAAAGGAAAUGAAAAAGCAGCGUGAAAAGCGCGAAGCUAAACGAAUUCAAAGACUAUCGAUCAAAAAUGGCAAGAAAAAGAGAAGAGUAAGUAGCGAUGAAGAAAUCGAUUGA